Messenger RNA from Leptidea sinapis, 924 nucleotides. RefSeq names its product NADH dehydrogenase [ubiquinone] flavoprotein 2, mitochondrial (gene ND-24). The transcript is spliced from 7 exons. Gene Ontology annotation, biological process: mitochondrial electron transport, NADH to ubiquinone. NCBI's taxonomy places the organism in Eukaryota, Metazoa, Arthropoda, Insecta, Lepidoptera, Pieridae. Gene Ontology annotation, molecular function: NADH dehydrogenase activity. Bases 134 to 871 code for a protein of 245 amino acids. The record is from RefSeq and is a predicted model, not a curated record.
UCAAAUAAUGUGGUCGAUCGACUGCUGACAUUUGUAUUUUUAAUAAUUUUAAAUUUCGAAUAAAUAAUCUCGGAGGUUUUGUUCGCGGACAGUGUUUCGAAAUAUUUAAAAACUAAUCCGAAAACCUUUUAUCAUGUUGUCCAGUCUUAGAUCUGGCGUACAAAGUCUGUGGAGAUCGUCCUCAAGAGCAUUGCAGACCUCUUCAAGUCUUCGUCAUGACAGCCUGUUUGUACACAGGGAUACCCCUGAAGACAACUCUAACACCCCCUUCGAAUUCUCGCCUGAAAACAAGCAAAGAAUAGAUGCCUUACUAGCUAUAUACCCAGAAGGUCACAAGCGGGGUGCCAUGAUUCCAUUGCUUGAUUUAGCCCAGCGUCAGAAUGGAGGCUGGUUACCAAUUGCAGCAAUGCACAAGGUAGCUGAAAUUCUAAACCUACCUAGGAUGAGGGUUUAUGAAGUUGCUACAUUUUAUACAAUGUUUAUUAGACGGCCAAUAGGCAAGUACCAUGUACAGAUUUGUACAACAACUCCAUGCUGGCUCCAGGGAUCUGAUGCUGUUUUGCAGGCUAUAAAAGAUACAACUGGCUGUGAAGUGGGGGGAAAUAGCCCAUGUGGAAAAUUCUCACUCUCAGAGGUAGAGUGUUUGGGUGCCUGUGUUAAUGCUCCGAUGAUGCAAAUAAAUGAUGACUACUAUGAGGAUUUAUCAGUUGAAGAUACUAAGAAAAUAAUAGAACAGCUCAAGAGAGACGAGAAACCCACACCAGGACCAAGGAGCGGACGUUAUGCUUCAGAACCUCUUGGUGGACUGACAUCGCUGACAAAAGAGCCCAAAGGACCUGGAUUCGGCUUACAGGAUGCCCUUAAAGCGUAGAAUUGUAUAAAUAUAUGUUAAUAAUGUAAUUUAAUAAAUCAGUUCGUUAGUUA